AUGGACAAAGAGUGGACUAAACAACCAAGGUUUAGUAGCGAGUAUAUCAAUGGUGUUGAAUCAUUCUUAGAUUUUGCCUAUACAAAAGGAAGACCUCAAGGAGAUGAGAUUUUAUGCCCAUGUGCUAAGUGCGGGAAUUGUUGUUGGGAAAAAAGAAAUGUGAUUUACAAUCAUUUAAUCUGCACGGGAUUUCUAGAAGGCUACAAUGUUUGGAUACAUCAUGGGGAGCAAAUGAUGGAAAUUGAUGAAGAAAUGGAAGAGGACUAUCAUGAUGACAUUGAUGGAUUGUUGUACGAAACAUUUAAAUAUGUGGCAGGAGCAGAGCCAGAGGGUCCUAAUGAGGAUGCUAGAAAAUUCUACAAUUUGAUUGAUGAGUCACAAAAAGAAUUGUACCCAGGAUGCAAAAAUUUCUCUACCUUAUCAUUUAUAAUUCGAAUGUACUUGUUGAAGUGUACUCAUGGGUGGAGCAAUGUGUCAUUCACCGCCCUGUUAGAGUUACUGAAAGAAGCUAUGCCUGAUCUAAAUAUUCCUGAAUCCUUUAACAAAACAAAGGGCAUGAUUAGGGAUCUUGGCCUUGAUUAUAAAAGGAUUCAUGCAUGCCCAAAUGAUUGCAUGCUCUAUUGGAAAGAGUACGAAAAUGACAAUUCCUGCAGAACUUGUAAAGCUUCACGAUGGAAAGAAUUUCCUCAAGUUGCCGGUGAAUUUGAGAAAUCUGAAAGUGAGUAUAAAGUUCCUGCAAAAGUCCUGAGACACUUUCCCUUGAUUCCUAGGCUUCAAAGGUUGUUUAUGUGUUCAAGGACUUCUGAUUCAAUGAGGUGGCAUGAAGAAGAGCGUUCAAAGGAUGGGAAGUUGAGACAUCCUGUUGAUGGCCAAGCAUGGCAGGACUUUGAUGGGCUACAUCUUGAUUUUGCAUCCGAUCCUCGAAAUGUAAGACUUGGUUUGGCUAGUGAUGGAUUCAAUCCGUUCAGGACGAUGAGCAUAUCACAUAGUACCUGGCCUGUCUUGUUGGUGGUAUACAAUUAUCCGCCGUGGUUGUGCAUGAAGUCUGAGUACAUGAUGAUGUCAUUACUUAUUCCUGGUCAACAAUCACCUGGAAAAAAUAUUGAUGUGUAUCUUCAACCGUUGAUUGAGGAGUUGAAGGAAUUAUGGGAAGUAGGAGUAGAGACAUAUGAUGCCUCGAGAAAAGAAACAUUCCAAAUGCAUGCUGCACUAUUAUGGACAAUUAAUGAUUACCCUGCAUAUGCCAUGUUGUCAGGUUGGAGCACGAAAGGAAAGUUGGCGUGUGCUUGUUGCAACUAUAACACUUCUUCAACCUAUUUGAAACAUAGUCAUAAGAUGUGUUACAUGGAUCAUCGUGUUUUUUUGCCAGCAGACCAUACUUGGAGAACUACUGAAAAUUUAUUUAAUGGCAAGAUGGAAUUCAGAACAGCAUCUCCUUUGUUGAAAGGGACAGAGAUACUAGAAAUCUUAAAGAAUUUCAACAAUGUAUUUGGAAAGACAAAAAGCAAAAAUUUGAUGGUCCAUGGAGGAAGAGAUAUCCCAGGGAAGACAAAAGACCAUAUUAAUGCUCGUUAUGAUUUGCAAGACAUGGGCAUUAGAAAAAAUCUUCAUCCUAGGGAUGUUGGUGGAGGUCGUGCAGAGUUUGUAAAAGCAUGUUUUUCAAUGACUUCAGAAGAGAAGUCUACUUUUUGUGGUGUUUUGAAGGCUGCCAAAUUACCAGAUGGCACUGCAUCCAAUAUUUCAAGAUGUGUGAAUGUCGUUGAGAAGAAAAUAUCUGGUUAUAAGAGUCACGAUGCACAUUUCAUGUUGCAUUACUUAUUACAGAUAGCAAUAAGAAGCACAAUGCCUAAUGGAGUGCAGUCACCUCUCAUUCGUCUUGGUUCUUUUUUCCGUUCUCUGUGCCAAAAAGUUAUCCAAGUGCAAGAUCUGAAUUACUUACAAGCAGAGAUUGUGGAAAUACUUUGUCAAUUGGAGAUGAUUUUUCCUCCUAGUUUCUUUGACAUAAUGGUUCACUUGCCUAUCCAUCUCUCAAAUGAGGUUAGAUUGGGUGGUCCGGUUCAGUUCAGAUGGAUGUAUCCCAUUGAAAGAUAUCUAUGUAAGCUUAAGGGUUAUGUUCGUAAUAGAAAUUAUCCAGAAGGUUCAAUUGCUGAGGGGUAUUUGGCUGAAGAAGCAUUGACUCUUUGCUCAAGAUACUUGCAUAAAAGUGUACAGACAAGGUUGAAUAGAAAGAGUCGAAACGACGAUAACCAUGGUUCAUGUGAAGUAGAUGAAGCUGAUUACUUUUCAAUUAUUGGUCGUCCAUUAGGGGGGGAAAAUGGGAAACCGUUUGCCUUGGAUAUAGAGUCUAUGGCCCAAGCGCAUCGAUAUCUCUUAUUCAAUUGUGAUAGUGUUCAAGUUUACAUCAGUCGCACUAAAAAACGAAAGUGGGCUAAAGCCAAGGCUCAAAGUCAAGAUUUUAGUGAGUGGUUUAAAACUCGAGCCGCAGAAGAUGAUGUACCAUUCCAACUUCAAGAAUUUUCUAGAGGACCAAAUACUGUGGCAAAGAGGUACUCAGGCUACCUCAUUAAUGGAUAUAGAUUCCAUACUGCACAACGAGAUGCGAAACGCAAAACUCAGAAUUCUGGUGUUACUUUGGUUUCGUUGACUUCAAGUUUUGCUAGCUCUAAGGAUGAAAAUCCCAAGACUGAACCUGUAACUUAUUAUGGAGCCAUUAAUGAUAUAAUAGAGUUAGACUAUUAUGGGCACUUCAAAUUUGUCUUAUUUCAGUGUGAUUGGUUUGAAGCUGAAGAAGACAAAUAUGGACUUACUUGUGUACACUUCAACAAAAAAUGUUAUCAAAAUGAUCCUUUUGUGCUACCUACUCAAGUCCACCAGUGUUUUUAUGUUGAAGAUCCUUUGAAAGAAAAUAGGUAUUAUGUUAUGAAAACAGUUCCACGAGAAUUAUUCAACAUGGCUGAUCAAUCAGAGUUGCAUGCUCAAGAUGCUUAUCAGAGUGAACCGUUUGAUGGUACAAGUGUAGAUGAGCCAAAUACUGAUGAUGAACUCAACUUAGUCAGGGAAGAUAUACCGGCAACAAUAACUGAGAUGCCUACACCACCUCCGGUGCAAGAAAUAGAAGAAGAUUCAGAUUUUGAUGACACGUUAUUGGACUACAUGGACUAA
Molecule: messenger RNA, 3162 nt
Organism: Lotus japonicus
Lineage: Eukaryota; Viridiplantae; Streptophyta; Magnoliopsida; Fabales; Fabaceae
Exons: 3
Coding region: 1-3162 (1053 amino acids)
Source: RefSeq, a predicted model, not a curated record